GUGAAAAAUUUUGCUGUAAUUUACCUCGUAGAUAUCACAGAAGUACCAGACUUCAACAAAAUGUACGAACUGUAUGAUCCCUGUACAGUCAUGUUCUUCUUCAGAAACAAGCACAUAAUGAUUGAUUUAGGCACCGGUAACAACAACAAAAUUAACUGGGCAAUGGAAGACAAACAAGAGAUGAUUGACAUCGUAGAAACAGUUUAUCGAGGAGCUCGUAAAGGUAGAGGUCUCGUUGUAUCACCCAAAGACUACUCAACCAAAUACAGAUAUUGACUUUUUGGCUAUUUAUUUCAAGUCACAUUUCUUG
Molecule: messenger RNA, 310 nt
Organism: Thamnophis sirtalis
Lineage: Eukaryota; Metazoa; Chordata; Lepidosauria; Squamata; Natricidae
Source: RefSeq, a predicted model, not a curated record